UAAAAAUAUUUGGUUUUCUGCCAAGAUUCCCACCCAGCCAGUUGCUUUGCCUGCUGCAACAAUUCCUGAGAGACCCUUUGGCUUUCCUUGGCUCAACAAACAAUCAAUCACUCUUUCACUUCAUUUCUGAAAACCCAAAUAAAUCAAUCAAAAGGCUCCAAAAGCAACCCAAGUGGGGCAGCUUCAGAUUUUCUAUCGUUUUAUGAUGCGAAUGUGUGUUUUGUGUGUGGUGAGUUUGUGUCAGGCACUGACAGCUCCUUGCAACUCAAUCAUACAAUAAGCCUGGGCAUUCAAUUAUCCCCAAUCUCUCUGCAAAGAAAAGAAAUUUCCAACGCCAUCCCAUUCCCAUUCUCAUGUUCACUGCACAAGGCACUUCUCAUCUGUACUUCUUCAUCAUCACCCGGUCUUCUUAAAAAAAGGUUGCUUUUUUAAGUGUCUUUUUAUUUGUGAUCUGGAUUUUUCUCCAUCAACUCGUCUAAUCAUUUUGUUUUUAUCCUCCUUACCCAAAAAGCAAAAAUUAUAAAAGCCAAACAAUGUUUCCAAAACUUGCUUCUUUUCCCAUUUUUGGUUUUAUUGAAAGUUGAAGAAAUUGCAAAUGUCACUGUUUCGGUUACAGUCAUUUUACUCAAUUUUGCUGGGUUGGUGAUUGUUCUCUGUCUUGCACAAUCAUUAAUCCCAUUUGUUGAAAUCCCCUUAUUUAUUUCUUUGUUGAUGAUUUGAUCUGAUUGAUAUUUUAGUUAUAUAUUUGAUGUCUCUGGGUUGGCUUCUAAUUUCUUGAUUUUCUUUUCCUGAAAAAAAUGUUUACCAUUAUUACUGCCAAAAGCUCACACCUACCAAACCUGAAUCUUGUGCAUUGCACGUUUCUCUACUUGUGUUUUGUGGGAUUAAGCCCUUCUUUGGUAACAAAUUUCAUUUACUUGUAAAGCUUACUCGCAUUUUCCUAUCUCUGUAACCCGUCGAAGUCCACAGAUCAAAUUCUUUGCUUCAAUCUUGGCACCAAGAAAAAAAGCCUUUUUUUUCCAUCUGGGUAUUGAGAAAAAUCCUCCCUUUUCAAUCCCCUGCCGUAACUUUGUCUUCGCAUAUAUAAAAUCUUUGAGUUUCCAAUCUGGGUUUUGAGAAAAAAAACGCUUUCUUAAUAGCCCCUUGUGCAGGAUUCUUGUGUUUAUGUGUGAAAGCUUGAAGCUUUUCAUCGGGGUUUGGAACUUUUUUUGUCUGAUGCCUAUUGGGGUGUCCAAAAAUGGCAAAUCUUGUCCCUGGCGUGCUUCUCAAACUUCUACAGCAUAUGAACACAGAUGUGAAAGUUGCUGGUGAGCACAGGUCCUCUCUAUUGCAAGUUGUGAGCAUUGUUCCAGCGCUUGCCGGCGGUGAGCUUUUCCCAAACCAAGGUUUCUACCUUAAGGUAUCAGAUUCCUCUCAUGCCACCUAUGUAUCUCUCCCUGAUGAACACGAUGAUUUAAUUCUCAGUGAUAAGAUCCAACUGGGUCAGUUUAUUCAUGUGGACCGGCUCCAAGCCGCUACCCCUGUCCCCAUUCUCCGUGGCGUUAGACCAGUACCAGGGAGACACCCUUGUGUGGGGAGCCCUGAAGACAUUGUUGCUACUGAUUCUCUUGGAUUUCUUAACAAUAAUUCGCGUUCAGGUUUGAAAACUGUAGAGAAAGUGAAACCUGAGUCUAAAGUAUUAGGAAAUGGUCAUGCUGGAGAAAGGGACAAACAUGGAAUAGUGAGAUCAAAUGGUAGUGGUAAGGAGGAGCAAUUGGAUAAGAAAAUAGGGUCUUUUAGCAGAUCAAAGUCUCAGCCAUCAAAACCAGCAUUAAAUGUUGAAGUGAAGAAGGAAUUGCCGAGAAUAAAGUCGUUGAAUUCAUGGUCUAUCCCAUCAUCUCCCACAAGUUGUUAUUCGUUGCCGACUUCUUUUGAGAAAUUUGCCAAUGGGGUCAAGCAACAUGCAAAAGUCAAGGGAACACCUAAGGUCGUGGGAGUGGUGGAAAAGACAAGUUCAGCUCGUGGGGCUAGUCCUGGGAAGAGAUCAGUGUUGGGAAACCCGAUGAAGAAUUUUGUUCAGGGGUUUGAACUGGGAGCCAAGGCCCUGAGGAAGAGCUGGGAAGGAAAUAUGGAGGUGAAGAAUAGAGAGAGUUCAAAAUUGAGGGCUACCACACAUGAUCCGAAGCAAGAAGUUCGGAUGUCUGCUCCUAGAAAAAGUACAUCAAGUGAGAGGUUGCCAUCUAAAGAGGAGAAUAAGAUCCAGAUGUCUGCAAAGUCAUUGAAAGAAGAGAGUAAGGCUCAAAUGUCUACAAAGAAAGUUACUGCAAAUGGAACUUUGGGUGAUCAAGAUAGGUCAAAUAAACAAAGAGUUGUUGGAAAGAAAUCAACAGAUGCUAAUAAUGGAUUUCCUGGAAACUUGGUCAAGGUUUCUUUAAAUAAUAGAAAAUUGACAGAUGGAAGUUUUCCAUGGGCUUCACUCCCAUCAUCAGUUGCAAAGCUUGGAAAGGAAGUUUUGAGACACAGGGAUGCAGCACAAAUAGCAGCAAUAGAGGCGAUGCAGGAGGCCUCUGCUGCAGAGAGCUUGCUACGAUGUUUGAGCAUAUAUUCUGAGCUAACUACCUCUGCCAAGGAAGAUAACCCACAGCCUGCGGUGGAGCAGUUUUUAGCCCUCCAUGCUAGCUUGAAUAAUGCUCGUGUAGUUGCUGAUUCUCUAUACAAAAUUAUACCAGCUGGUUCAUCCCCAGACCGUGAAGAAAGCCCAUCAGAAGAUGCACAAAAGAUAACAUCAGACAGACGGAAACAGGCAGCAUCUUGGGUACAAGCUGCAUUAGCCACCAAUCUGUCAUCUUUUGCUGUAUUUAGUAAAGAGUCCAGUUCAACCUCUGUUCCAGCUUCAGCUUCCUCUCAAAAUCGAAAGAUUGUCUCUGCAAAUCAACCCAUGUUAGUUCUAGAAAAUUCUACGAAGAAUACUUCAACAAAAUCCCAAGGCAAAGUUCGCCACACAGUUGGUUCCAAGCUUCCAACACCAGGAACUCCUCGCCGACUAGGGGAUGGAUCAGCAAUCAGCCAAAAGCCACAGGCACAACCUCUACCCGAAUGGAAUAGAGGAAACGGCCUUGAUGAGGCUGUUGACUUGGCUGAAAUGUUGCGACUGCAAUCACAAGAUUGGUUUUUGGGGUUUGUGGAGAGGUUCCUGGAUGCUGAUGUGGACACUUCAGCUCUGUCAGAUAAUGGUCAAAUAGCAGGAAUGCUAACACAGCUCAAGAGUGUGAAUGAUUGGUUGGAUGAUAUUAGUUCUAGUAAAGAUGAAGCAGAAACAAACGCUGUUUCAGCUGAAACCAUCGAGAGGCUAAGGAAGAAGAUCUACGAGUAUCUUCUUACACAUGUUGAAUCUGCUGCCGCUGCACUUGGUGGCGGAUCACAGUCAUCACCGCGAAUUCGAACAACAGAUACAAAAGUAAGAAAGUGAAUCGAUUAAACCCUAGUUUGGUCGUGUGUGUUUUGGUGUCUGCGGUUGCAUAAAUGCAGCAGCAAGCCCUGGAAGCUGUGCCCUUAACCACCAAGUGAUCCUAGGAGCUCAGGCUGUUAAUCUAUGUACAUAACUUCACAUGGGUGUGAGGAGGUAUAGAUGGAAGGGUUGUUACUUACAAGAGAGAAUUUGAUUUGAAGUG
Messenger RNA from Prunus avium (sweet cherry), 3650 nucleotides. Its product is annotated as GPI-anchored adhesin-like protein, putative (DUF936). NCBI's taxonomy places the organism in Eukaryota, Viridiplantae, Streptophyta, Magnoliopsida, Rosales, Rosaceae. The record is from RefSeq and is a predicted model, not a curated record.